This is a messenger RNA of Arachis ipaensis, 1599 nucleotides long. RefSeq names its product Papain family cysteine protease. Gene Ontology annotation, biological process: proteolysis. The record is from RefSeq and is a predicted model, not a curated record. Gene Ontology annotation, molecular function: cysteine-type peptidase activity. NCBI's taxonomy places the organism in Eukaryota, Viridiplantae, Streptophyta, Magnoliopsida, Fabales, Fabaceae.
CAACCCAUGAAACAUACAUAACAAACAAACAAACAAACAAAACAAGAACGCUAAACAUACCUGAAAAGCAGUCACACCAUGUUCACAAAGCUACAACGGCCUUUACUUACAUGCCAUACACGCUUCCUACUCUUCCUCUGCUGUACUUUGAUGGUGGUUCUCUCAUCAUCGGCAAUGACUGUUGAGGAAAUAGCAAGAAAACUGGAGCAAAAGGACAACUACCUUCUCUCAACAGAGAACAAAUUCAAAGCCUUCAUGGAGAACUACAGCAAGAACUACACCACCAGAGAGGAGUAUCUCCGUCGCCUUGGAAUCUUUGCCGACAACAUCGUCACGGCCUUAAGACACCAAGUGCUUGAUCCCUCAGCCGCUCAUGGUGUCACGCAGUUCUCAGAUCUCACACAAACGGAAUUCUUGAGGUUGUACACUCACGGUUUGGUGUCUGAGCGCGAGAACGAAAAUAAAUUUACUGCCGAUAGAAUGGCGCCACCCUUGAAGGUGGAAGGGUUACCGGAAAAUUUCGAUUGGAGAGAGAAAGGAGCGGUUACUGAAGUUAAGACUCAGGGUAUGUGUGGAGCUUGUUGGGCUUUCAGCACUACAGGAACUCUUGAAGGAGCUCAUUUUAUUGCAACGGGCAAGCUUCUUAAUCUUAGUGAACAACAGCUCAUAGACUGUGACAAUAAAUGUGACAUAACAGAUAAGACAGCAUGCGACAAUGGUUGUCAGGGUGGUCUUAUGACAAAUGCCUAUAACUAUUUGAUGGAAGCUGGCGGUGUGGAAGAGGAAGCAACAUAUCCCUACACUCAAAACAGAGGUGAAUGUAAAUUUGACAAAAACAAAAUAGUAGUUAGAGUAUCAAAUUUCACCAAUAUCCCUGCGGAUGACGACCAAAUUGCUGCAUAUUUAGUCAAACAAGGCCCUCUUGCUAUUGGAAUGAAUGCAGUUUACAUGCAAACCUACAUAGGGGGUGUGUCAUGCCCUUUUAUAUGUGGAAAGAAGCCCAACCAUGGUGGGUUACUAGUUGGCUAUGGUACAAAAGGCUUCUCCAUCCUUAGACUUGGGAACAAACCUUACUGGAUAAUCAAGAAUUCAUGGGGGAAGCGUUGGGGGGAACAUGGGUAUUUCAAGAUUUGCAGAGGAUAUAACAUGUGUGGAGUGAACACGUUGGUUUCUACUGCAAUGGUGUCCCAUUAGAUACAACACACAAACACUCAUGCUAAUGAUGUACUUUGCUAUAAGUGUGUUAUAUAUAAGUUUGAAUGCUUAAUAUAAUAAUGAUAGCCAAGUCCAAAACAUGCAUUAGGUCGUCCAAUCCUUUCUAUAGAUAGUAUAUACUAGUAGGAUCGGAUACUAUGUUACUAUUUUGUACCAAUUACCAAAAGAUUAUUUCACCUAAAAGAUCUUUGGUACAAUAUAUUAGCUUUAUAAGGUAGGUAGUUUGCAUGUCUUGUAGUCUGCUUGAAUUUCGUUGGUUUGGGUCUUGUUUAUCUACUAGAAAUAAUUAAGAUUUCCAUAUAAAUGAUAGUAAGUGUGACCAAGAUGUAUGAUGUAUAUGAUGCAUCACGUGUGUAUUUUAUAUAUAAUAAGAUCUUUUGAAGA